Mercenaria mercenaria is the source of this 9603-nucleotide messenger RNA. RefSeq names its product myosin heavy chain, non-muscle-like. The record is from RefSeq and is a predicted model, not a curated record. Gene Ontology annotation, cellular component: myosin complex. Bases 226 to 6150 code for a protein of 1974 amino acids. Gene Ontology annotation, molecular function: actin filament binding; cytoskeletal motor activity; ATP binding. NCBI's taxonomy places the organism in Eukaryota, Metazoa, Mollusca, Bivalvia, Venerida, Veneridae. The transcript is spliced from 41 exons.
UGACUCACUACUAUCGAAUCAUUCAAAGGCGGGCGUCGGCCCGGGUAUAACUUGGAAGUAAUGAAAGUUUGACCUGAAACUACGGAAUAUAUUUAGUAUUUUAUAUAAUAGUUGUAUUGCGGAUUUAUUUGUCCAUUUUUGACACGUGGAUACAUUUAUUUUCGUUCUCAGUGCACAAAGUUAUUUCACUUUGAAAUUUUGGUGACCAGUUUGGGUAUUUUCAAAAUGGCGGCUGGUGAUGAUCCUUAUGCGAUGUCGGGCAUGACUGACCAAGAAAUGAAGUAUUUGAUGGUGGACAAAAGGGUCAUCAAUGAUCCUACGACGCAGGCACAAUGGGCGUCAAAGAAGCUCAUCUUUGUGCCACAUGAAGUACAGGGUUUUGUUACUGCAAGCAUUAAGGCGGAAGUCGGUGAUGAAAUUGAGGUUCAGAUAGAAGAGUCAGGAAAGAGAAUGAGGUUUCACAGGGACGAUUGUCAAAAGAUGAACCCUCCAAAAUUUGCAAAAGUUGAAGAUAUGGCAGAACUGACAUGUUUAAAUGAGGCCUCCGUCCUUCAUAACUUGAAAGACCGAUAUUAUUCUGGUCUCAUUUAUACUUACUCUGGCUUGUUUUGUGUAGUGGUCAAUCCAUACAAAAGGUUGCCAAUAUACACAGAAAAGGUGAUAGAACUGUAUAAAGGCAAAAAACGUCAUGAAGUGCCACCCCAUGUGUUUGCCAUCACAGAUACUGCUUACAGGAGUAUGUUGCAAGAUAGAGAAGACCAGUCCAUCCUUUGCACAGGUGAAUCAGGUGCUGGUAAGACAGAGAAUACCAAGAAAGUCAUCCAAUAUCUCGCUUAUGUUGCAGCUUCAUCACGCACACAACAACGCACCUCUGUCUCUAAUGUCCACGUUCAGGGAAUUGACGAAAGAAGUCAUAUCAUGCACAGAGACAUCAACCUCGGAGAACUUGAGAAUCAACUGCUACAGGCCAAUCCAAUCUUGGAAGCUUUCGGAAAUGCUAAGACUAUCAAGAAUGACAACUCCUCAAGAUUCGGAAAAUUUAUCCGAAUCAAUUUCGACACAUCUGGAUAUAUAUCUGGGGCCAACAUAGAAACAUAUUUACUAGAGAAAUCUCGAGCUAUACGACAGGCUGACCAGGAGAGAUGUUUCCACAUUUUCUACCAGUUCCUUAAUGGGGCCACGGCUGCACAGAGAAAGGAGUUCUUGCUAGAGGAUAUCAACAAUUACCGAUACCUGACCAAGGGGCAGAUUACAGUAGGUGGUAUUGAUGAUGCAGCUGAGUUCCGACUAACUAUAGAAGCUAUGAACAUCAUGGGUAUUACGCCUGAAGAACAAUCUGCACUUCUCCGGAUAAUGUCAUCAGUGUUGCUGUUGGGAAACAUGAAGUUUCAGCAAGACAGAAAAUCUGACCAGGCCACACUUCCUGACAAUACAGUGGCCCAGAAAGCGUGUCACUUGUUAGGGCUUCCAGUAACUGCUGUUACCCAAGCAUUCCUUCGUCCAAGGAUCAAGGUGGGCAGAGACUAUGUCACCAAAGCUCAAACCAGGGAACAGGUUGAGUUUGCAGUGGAGGCUAUUUCCAAGGCGUGCUAUGAACGUAUGUUUAAAUGGCUUGUUAUAAGAAUCAACAAAUCCCUAGACAGAACAAAGAGGCAAGGAGCCUCGUUCAUUGGUAUCUUAGAUAUAGCUGGAUUUGAAAUCUUCAAGGUUUGGCCAUUCCAUCCCGGCACUGUGAUGCGAAUGAAUUCGUUUGAGCAACUUUGUAUCAACUACACAAAUGAGAAGUUACAGCAACUGUUCAACCAUACUAUGUUUAUCCUGGAACAAGAAGAGUACCAGAGAGAAGGAAUAGAGUGGAAGUUUAUCGACUUUGGCUUAGAUUUACAGCCAACAAUUGACCUCCUAGAAAAGCCAAUGGGUAUUUUGGCGUUGUUGGAUGAAGAAUGUUGGUUCCCGAAGGCAACUGAUAAGACAUUUGUGGACAAGCUUAUUGCACAACAUUCCACACAUCCCAAGUUUGAAAAGCCCGACUUCAGAGCUGAGGCGGACUUCUCUAUGAUCCACUAUGCUGGCAAAGUGGACUACAGUGCUAACCAGUGGUUGAUGAAGAACAUGGAUCCCCUGAAUGAGAAUGUUGUCUCCCUCCUACAAACCUCCUCAGAUCCAUUUGUUGCUGCAAUCUGGAAAGAUGUUGCAAUGGCUGUAUUGUCUGAGAUUGUCGGUCUUGGAGCUGCUGAUGGAGGAGACACAAUGUUUGGGGCUCGUACCAGGAAGGGUAUGUUCCGAACAGUGAGUCAGCUGUACAAGGAACAGCUUGCCAAGUUAAUGGCCACCCUGAGAAACACUAAUCCAAACUUUGUCAGAUGUAUCAUUCCAAAUCAUGAAAAGAAAGCUGGUAAGAUAGACUCCCCACUGGUGCUAGAGCAACUAAGAUGUAAUGGUGUGCUGGAGGGUAUCCGUAUUUGCAGACAGGGCUUCCCGAACAGAAUCCUCUUCCAGGAAUUCAGGCAAAGAUAUGAGAUCCUUACACCUAAUGCUAUACCUAGAGGAUUCAUGGAUGGCAAGAAAGCUGUAGAAAAAAUGAUCAAUGCCCUAGAACUUGACCCUAACCUGUAUAGAGUAGGUCAGAGUAAAAUAUUCUUCCGUGCCGGAGUGUUGGCUCAUUUGGAGGAAGAGAGAGAUCUCAAGUUGACAGACAUCAUCGUUACGUUCCAGGCGUUGUGUAGAGGCAUGCUUGCUAGAAGGGCUUUCUAUCGUCGCACACAACAGCAGAGUGCAAUCCGAGUUAUACAGAGGAAUUGUGCAGCAUAUCUCAAAUUGCGAAACUGGUCAUGGUGGAGAUUGUUCACAAAGGUGAAACCUCUGCUGCAAGUGACUGGCCAGGAGGAAAAAGUUCAUACAUUGGAGAAUGAGAUGAUGAAGUUCAAGGAUAGUUACGAGAGACAAAAACAGGAGACAGAGGAAAUGGAACGUAAAUAUGCUCAGAUCAUUGAGGAAAAAUCAAUCCUUGCAGAACAACUUCAGGCUGAGACAGAAAUGUGUGCAGAGGCUGAGGAGUCUCGACUACGUCUGUCACAGAAGAAGGAGGAGUUAGAAGACAUUUUGCAUGACAUCGAGUUACGUAUGGAGGAAGAAGAGGAAAAGGUCGCUGCCAUGCAUGAUGAAAGGAAAAAAUUCACUCAAACUAUACAAGAUUUAGAAGAACAACUUGAGGAAGAAGAAUCAGUUAGGCAGAGAUUACAACUUGAAAAAGUCUCGGUAGAUGCCAAACUAAAGAAGUACGAAGAGGACAUUGCAAUUCAGGAUGAUGCUAAUCAAAAACUAAAUAAGGAAAAGAGAAGUUUAGAAGAGAGACUGAACGAAGUUAGCUCAUCUCUUGUCGAGGAGGAAGAAAAGAGUAAACAAUUAACAAAAUUGAAAAACAAAUAUGAAUCUAUCAUAGCUGACUUAGAGGAAAGACUACGCAAAGAGCAGCAAGCAAGGCAAGAGUUGGAGAAGAUAAAGCGACGUCUUGAUUCAGAGAUCGCUGAUCUUAAGGAACAGCUAAAUGAGAAGAGACAACAAGUUGAAGAAUUACAGUCUCAACUAGCUCGAAGGGAGGAGGAAAUACAAGGAGCACUACAGAGAGUUGAUGAGGAAGGUGUGGCCAAGUUUACCAUACAGAAACAAAUGAGAGAAAUGUCAAAUCAGAUACAAGAACUGGCUGAGGACCUAGAUACAGAGAGAGAUGCUAGACAAAAAGCGGAGAAACAGAAGAAAGAUCUGAAUGAGGAACUUGAGGCUCUGAAAACGGAGCUUGAGGAUUCCCUUGAUACAACUGCCGCUGUCCAGGAUCUGAGAGUGAAGCGUGAAGAUGAACUGAAGGACCUCAAAGGCACCAUAGAAAAGAACCAGAAAACUUACGAAACUCAGGUCGCAGAUAUGCGUAGUAAACAUCAACAACAGAUGGAACAGUUUAAUGAAGAACUAGAAAAUGUUAGAAAGACCAGGGCCCAGUUAGAAAAAACAAAAGGAACACUUGAGGCAGAGAACCAAGACCUAGCUAAUGAUCUCAAGCAAGUACAAAUGGCAAAACAGGAAUCCGAACGAAAGCGUAAACAAGCAGAAGCUGCUAUUUCGGAAUUGAAUAUCAAAUUAGCAGAAUUGGAAAGAAUUAAAAGUGAUCAAGGAGACAAAAUAUCAAAGAACACAACUGAGCUUGACUCUUUGUCAACACAGCUGGAGGCUGCUGACACUAAGAACAUACAGCUUUCCCAGAAAUUGUCCUCUCUAGAGGCCCAGCUUGCAGAUGCACAGGAAAUGGUUCAAGAAGAAACACGUGGGAAGUUGGCAGCUCAGGCUAAACUACGACAAGAAAAUGAAGAGAAGGAAUUGCUGAAAGAGAAAUUAGAAGAAGAUGAAGAUAGCAAACGUCUGUUGGAGAAACAGGUCCAGGAUCUUCAACAGAAGAUUGUUGAAGUUAAGAAGAAGGCUGAAGAGGAUGCCAAAAAUAAUGAAGCACUGGACGACUACAAGAAGAAAGCAAGUCGCGAGAUGGAGACCUUACAGGGACAACUGGAGGAGACUCGUGCAGCUGCAGAUCGUCUGGACAAAUCACGCAAGAAGUUACAAGCAGAGGUGGAUGAUUGCAAUAUGGAGCUGGAGAAGCAGCGUUCUAGUGUUCUUAAUGCAGAAAAGAAGCAACGCAAAUUUGAUGCUCUCCUUGCUGAAGAAAAAGCACACAGUGAAAGACUGCUACAAGAUAAGGAGCUUAUUGAGAAGGAGAGCCGUGACAAAGAGACUAAGAUCCUGAACUUGCAGCGUGAGCUCGAAGAAAUUCGUGAUAGGUUUGAACAGUUGGAGAGACAGAAGGCUGCACAACAGAGAGAAUUGGAGGACUUGUACUCGAGCAAGGAUGAUGCUGGCAAAAGUGCUCACGAGCUUGAGAAGUUGAAACGUAACUUAUCUGAGCAAGUGGAAUCACAACGCCUCCAGAUUGAGGAGCUCGAAGAUGAGCUUCAAGCAAGUGAAGAUGCUAAGUUAAGAUUGGAAGUGAAUAUGCAAGCAAUGAAAGCACAGUUUGACAGAGACCUUGCUGGACGUGAUGAUGCUGUGGAAGAGUCUAAGAAAUCUCUAAUCCGACAGCUCCGUGAAAUGGAGGCAGAGUUAGAAGAUGAGAGGAAACAGAGGGGAACUGCAGUAAACGCUAGGAAAAAGCUUGAAGGUGAUAUAAAAGAUAUGGAACAACAAGUUGAAGGAGCUACUAGAAUGAAAGACGAUGCCAUUAAACAGUAUAAAAAGAUUCAGGCCCAGAUGAAAGAUUUUGGCAGGGAGUUGGAUGAAGCCCGUAUGUCGCGGGAUGAGAUGCAGGCACAAUUCAAAGAAAAUGAAAAGAGACUGAAAAAUCUAGAAACCGAUAAUCUUAAACUGCAAGAAGACCUAGCAGCUGCCGAGAGAGGAAGGCGAAAUGCUGAAGCAGAAAGAGACGAACUUCAGGAUGAGUUGGGUAGCAACACAACAGGAAAGUCAGCGCUGCUGGAUGAAAAACGUAAAUUAGAAGCACGUAUUAGCCAGCUGGAAGAUGAACUUGAUGAUGAACAAGGAGCUAAUGCAGAUCUUCUCGACAAAGCACGCAAAGCAACUAUGCAGUAUGAGCAGUGUCAGACUGACCUACAGUCAGAACGAUCAGUUACUCAGAAACUGGAAACCCAGAGAAUGCAGCUUGAGAGACAGAACAAGGAUAUGAAGGAAAAACUGUCCGAACUUGAAGGCCAGAUUAGAACACGAACAAAGGCAACUAUAGCAGCUCUUGAGGGCAAGGUGUCCAACUUAGAAGAACAAUUAGAUCUAGAAACUAAGGAAAGGAACACAUUACAGAGGGCUAACCGCCGUCUGGAGAAAAAACUCAAGGAACAGGCUAUACAGGCAGAGGACGAGAGACGCCAUGCUGACCAAUAUAAAGAACAAGUGGACAAGAUGAACGCCCGCGUGAAGGCUUUGAAACGUCAAGUUGACGAAGCUGAAGAGGAAGUCACAAGAAUGAAUGCUCAGAAACGUAAAAUACAGCGGGAUCUAGAUGAUCAAAUUGAACUCAAUGAAUCUGCAUCAAGGGAAAUCUCACAACUCAAAAAAUACAGCAGAGACAGCAGGAUAGUUGAAGACAAAGAAUAAUUGUUUGGCCAUCUGCAAGAUCGAGUGCAACACGAUCAGUUUUGUCAAUGCGCAGUAAUAUAUCACCACUUGAUGAUGAGGAUGAUGAUGAAGAAGAUGAGGCCAAUAAAACGAACGACACUACUGCUUGAAACCAUGACAACCCUGUUAUUUAGGAUAAUAAACUAUAUUUGCAAUUAAUACUGAGCAAUAACCUUGUGUACAUGUAAUCUAUGGCACCUUGUUAAACAAAAAGAGGCAAAUAACAGCUUCAUAGUAUUUGAAGAACAAUUUCAAAUGAAAUGUAUGUAGGUGCAUGGAGCAAAAAAAAAUGAAAUGUUUUUUUUUUUAAAAAAGACAAAAAAAAUUGUACAAUAUCGUAAUAUUAUACCAUGUAUAAUGUAUGUGUAUUCUCUUAGUUUAUAUGUAAACAAGUGAUAAUACUGUACCUAGGUGCCUGUAUAAUUUGUGAUAUAAGCUAAUUAACAUUAGUGUGAAGGGGAACAACUCUAUGUAUGCAUGUACCUUUUUAUUUGUUAGGAAUAUUAUUCCAUUUCUUUCUGUCUGCUGUUGUUAUGAUAUAUACAAGUGCUAAUUAAUAAAUCAUAUUUUUGUAUUUUGUUUCCGUUUUUAUGCAAGCCAAGCUCUUAGUGUAACUAACAUACCUGCUUUGCUUUUCAUUUAAAAUUGGUGUCAGAAAGUUAGUUUUAUUUUAAUGUAUGCGCAUUUGUUGGCAAAUUUCAUGAAAUUUAUUUUGCUAGUGCACCAAUUCUUAAAAUUGUUAAUCAGUUACUUUAUCUGGAUUUGUUCCAGCAAAAUAAUAGGAUUAUUGAUAUAAAGGUAGGGGAUAAAGAGAGAUAGACAAUGUUCCAAAAUGGCUGGUGUAUUACUUCUUUAAAUCUUCGUUUAUUGCACUAUGCCCGCAGUGGAAUGAUUAUUAUUACGAUAGAUAAACAGUUAUUGUUAUGUGGUUAAUGAAUAAACUAGGUACAACUUUAUCUUGUUAUUAUAAACAGUAAUCUAGUUAUAUAACAUAGACAAACAUACUAAUGGAUGUAGCAAAUUAGUCUAGAACAAUGUUCUCCAAGGUAAUUACUAGGAUGAACAGUUAUUUUAAACAGUAUAAGAAACAUUAAUCCCUGCAAAUGCAUUCCAUUAAAUACUUUUUUAUUAUUAAUUAUAUAACCUACCACAUACAGAAUUUUGUUAGUUUUUUUUUUGCGCUUUUGCUUUGAGCGCUUUAAAGUGAUUUAGUGAUUUAGUUUUAUUGUUUUUGUGAAAGUGUGGUGUUAAGUUACAAAAAAAUGUGAUAUGAGGAUCAUGUACACAGGCAAAGUAGAAACUUGUAAGGUUUUGGCCUUUUAGUGAAGUGGUGGUGCAGCCACAAGGGUUUAAGAAGUAUGUUGAAUUGAAAUGAGAAUUUUUCUGUCUCAAAAGCUGAUAUAGUUCUUGUUGGCCAAGUUUGAUGGAACUGGAGUGGCAAGACCUGAAGCAAAUCCUGUUUUGUUAAGGUUCAGAAUGGUGAAUACAGUACUAGAGUAAAAUCUGUUCACAAGGUCACCUGUGAACAGAGAACACUUGACUCAAGACCAGUUGUUUCAUCUGAGUUAAAAAUUUGCAGGAUGUAUUAGCCUGAGAAUACAGACCUGUUCUUGGCUUUACCAGUAGUGGUCUUCACAUAUUGGUUUGACUGUGUAGUAAGGUUUAGUUGCAUUUGUUCAAGCAUACUGUAUUCGCACUAACUCUGGAAGAAAAUAGUUAUUGAAUUUCAGUUGAAAAGAAUUAGAUUCAUUAAUGGUUUAAAUACUUGUUAAUUGUUGAUGUUAUUUGUGGAAGGUUAUUGUUUGUCGAUUACAACAAAUCAUAACGUUGAAGAUAGUUGAAUGCUUUUUGCAAGGCUUUUCUUUUAUAUUUUCUUCCAUAACAAAGCAUUGAAUUUAUUAUUAUAUUGUGUAUAUACUGUUAUAUAUAUUGGCAUUGGCUCUAGCGAUAUUAAUUUGUUGUAGGUUUAAACUUUAACAUAGGUUUAGUUGUGUUUUUUUACUGUAUCUAGGUUAAGUAUUUAAUGAAAUUUUUUUUUUCACAUUAAGGUGAUAGAUCCCUAAUGAUGAUUUAAUUAAGAUCCUUUGUAUGUGGUUUGGCAUUCUCUGGUUGCUAUAGUGGUCAUGUGCCCAUUAGACCUACAGCACAAUAAUGCCAAAGUAACAUAUUAGAUAAUUCACUAUUCAGUCGUAUGGAAAUUAACAAUGGUCAUUAUGGAUCCACUACCUUAAGUUUUAACAUGAAGAGAAAUAAUAUACAAACUGCUUGUAGUAGCCAGUAGAUUGCAUAAUUUUGAAGUUUUGGAAAAUCUUGGCAACUUGUGUUCACCAUAUCAAUCAUUAUUUUUCAAAUGAUCUAAGUUCUCAGUAUGUAAUCUCAAAUUAUCACGGUUAGAAAACAUGUUUCCAUUGCCAUGGUUAGUAUAUAGGGCUUAUAUAUUGCUGCAUAUGAUGAAGUAGUGCUAUCAUUGGACAUGUACCUGACAUAGCUCACAUUCUGAUAGAUUUUUUCACAGACUGUCAUGGACAGUGCUUGUAAAUCAGUAGAUGAACUUCCUGUUUUGCUUUUCAAAAGUGUUGGUAGAUGGCUUCUAAAGAUGUUUGACUGUCACUUUUUAUACCUUUUGCUUGUUAAAUAUACUUGCACCAGUUAGACCCUUGAUUGCUUACAUUUUAAACUCAUUAAAUUUACAGCUGCUAAAAAGUGGUCUGUUAAUAUGUACAGCUUCAGAAAUUUUCCUGUGCUUGAAAAAUUCUGAAUUCAGAAUUUAUAGGAGCACACUUGCAAAUGAAAUUGGUGACACCUGUUUUCCACAUAUUUUCUUUCUGGGAUGAUUGUGCCAAGGCUUUGUACUACAUUCAUAAUUUUGAAUGCAUAUAAUUUACAAGAAAAAAUAUUCACAGUAAUACAUUAUUUUUGUUAUUUUGCAUGUAUAACAUACUCACAUUAAGCAUAUCAAAUUCUUCCUGUAGAAAAAUUCUGCCAUACACUUUUAAUGUAACACAGUGGUUCCUAUAUAAUACCCAAUGUAAAACUAUCGCCCUAUGUCAUGUUCUUUCAUUGUAGUUUUUCUACCUUUUGUUAGUUUUUGGUUAAUUUUGAAAAUAAAGCUAGUUUUCUCGAAUUGACAAACAGGUCAUAGGAUAAAGUUAACCUGGAAUUUAAAGCAGUUUAUAUGGUUUGUGUGACACAAGAAACUAUCAAAUGAAUAGAAAACAGCUUAGUUGAGAAGAGAGCACAUUCUGGGCAUUUUGAAAAAUUGGCAAUUUUGUAAAGGUUUUAUGUUUUCCAGAGAACUUUCUCCUUUCCAGAUAAUUCUGUUCUUGGAUUAUUUUUUCUUCACUUUGCUGUAGCUAUUAUAUUCAUGUAUGAACAUUUUGUAAUGGGAACAAAGUAUUUUUAUGAUCUAUCAUUAAAAAGUUUGAAAGGAAA